AUGGUGUUAAGGUCAGGUUCAGAACACAGUCAGCGUAGAAGCAGUGCUAGACGAUCUAGAACGCCUAGCCAACGACCUAGCACUCCAUCACAACGUUCCAAAACUCCGACACAACAACCCAAAACACCCACACUACGUCCCAGAACUCCAACACAACAUCUGGAGACUGCGCAGCGCCCCAAAACCCCCACGCAGCGUUCGAAAACUCCAACACAGCAUCUGAACGUUACGACUCAGCGUCCGAAAACGCCAGCACAGCGUCCAAAAACUCCAACACACCAUCUGGAUGGUACGUCUCAGCGACCGAAAACCCCUACUCAACGUCCAAAAACUCCAACACAGUAUCUGGAUGCUACAAGUCAGCGACCUAAAACCCCCACACAGCGUUCAAAAACUCCAACACACCAUCAAGAUAGUAUGGCUCAACGGCCGAAAAUUCAAAUGCAACGCCCAAAGACGCCAACAAAGCAUCUGGAAUCUGCGACACAGCGACCAAAAACGCCUGUACAACGUUCCAAAGCCCCAGUUCAACGUUCCAAAACUACAACCUAUGGUAUGAAGAUAAAAGAGGCUAAGCCAUACGAUGCAUCAUCAUCUCUGGAAGUGGAUUUAAGUGAACAGAAACCACGACGAACAAGAAAUUCGAGGGCUGUAACAAAACAUGCUAUAUCAAUGUCAUCUGGGGAAGAUUCUGCUUCAAAUUUACUACACAGGGACACAAGAAUUAAGACCCACUCCAAGUCAAAGGGUCGAAGAGGAGGAACCAGCGAGCUUUUGCGUUCCAGUUCUCCUGAAAAAGCAGAUGAUGAGAGUUCUGCUCGCAGGAAUAAGAAAACAAAAAAAGUGAGGACCAAGGAAUGUAAUUUUUCCCCUCACUCUUCUGUGGACGGAUUUGUAGUGAGCGUUACCUGUCGACGCUUCCAGCUUCUCAAAUUUCUUGGUCACAACCUCCUCUUCCCAAUGACUAUCAUUUUUAAUUUUCCGUGGUCUUUCAAUGACUUCAUCAACUAUUCGUGCUGA
Molecule: messenger RNA, 1020 nt
Organism: Necator americanus (New World hookworm)
Lineage: Eukaryota; Metazoa; Nematoda; Chromadorea; Rhabditida; Ancylostomatidae
Exons: 4
Coding region: 1-1020 (339 amino acids)
Source: RefSeq, a predicted model, not a curated record